Molecule: messenger RNA, 2507 nt
Organism: Exaiptasia diaphana
Lineage: Eukaryota; Metazoa; Cnidaria; Anthozoa; Actiniaria; Aiptasiidae
Product: orexin receptor type 1
Exons: 4
Coding region: 640-1632 (330 amino acids)
Biological process (GO): G protein-coupled receptor signaling pathway; synaptonemal complex assembly
Cellular component (GO): membrane; synaptonemal complex
Molecular function (GO): peptide binding; G protein-coupled receptor activity
Source: RefSeq, a predicted model, not a curated record
CACGUGACAUAACGAAUUCACGUUUGAUCUUACUUCAAUAUAUUCGUGGGUCCUUAAAAUAACAAAAGCUGGAAGAUUGCAAAACUUUAAACGGUCUCAUUCAAGUCUAUUGAAAGAUUUUCGACGAAUGUGAAACAUGCAUGAAUUUGUUAUAUGUUGCUGUCGCUUUGGUUGAAAGGGCUAACCCUUUGAUGGGCAGAGAAAGAACACAAUUAAAAAGGAAGAAAGAGGAUGGAUGUCUUUUACUAUGCUCACAAUCUCUAAAUCUAAUUUUCUUAAAGUGGAGUAAAAAUAAACUGGAUCAGCAGAAAAUAUCUACUUUUGUUCCCGAAGCAAAAACUGUUUUAGAGGAUCACUUAUUUCUUAAUGAAUAAUUGUGGAAGAUUAUUUUAGUCAUGAACUCCAAUCUGGAGAUCGGCAGGUGUUUAGGAAGUAUAAAUGACAAGUAGAGUUGAUCACAGUCAGUUUUCUUCCUGUUCGUUCUCCCUUUGAGUCCGCACAUCAUGGCUUCUUCAUUAGAAAUAUCCAAUGAUUGCCAUACCCGUGAUAUACGACGCACGUGUAAAAGGUCCACACAUUGUCUAAAACAGCUAAAGUUACCACACAGUGCGGCGUCGAAACAGUGACGCCGCAAACAGUAUGACCGUCAUGUCACAGGCAAAAGGAGCAUGUAUGACUGUUUUCUUCUUUACUACUCUAAUUGGGAACUCUAUAGUAGCAUAUAUAGGUAUAAAACACUGGAGUCACACUCGUCAACACAUCACCCAUUUCCUGGUUUUCAACCUCGCUAUAGCCGACCUAGUGGUCACUCUGUUUGCUAUGCCAUUUGAAAUCGUAGAGGAGUUUCUGGAGCUCUGGUUAUUUGGUAAUGCCAUGUGUAAGAUAGUUGAAUAUAUCCAAGCCGUUGCAUUGGGUGCAUCAGUAUUUAUCAUAACGUCUAUCGCUGUUGAUCGGUAUAUCUGUAUUGUAACACCUUUGAUGAAAAGACUUAAAGUAAGGCAUGGGAAACUCAUCGUGUCAUUUUGCUGGAGUUUUCCACUUCUUCUCUCGAUUCCAUAUAUUUUUAUGUACGAUGUUGAAGUGGAGAUACACCACGAGGGAAGUAAUGCUACAACAUUGAUAUGCGAGUCACAUGGUUUACCAUACGUGUGGAUGACUAAGAUAUACUGGUUUCUUGAGAUGUACUUCACAUUUUUGCUGCCACUUGUUGUAAUGAUUUUCUGUUACUCAAAACUUCUCCGGAAGAUCAUGUCGCUCAAGAAAGUGGGCGAGCCAUCUCACCACGCUUCUACAAUCCAUCAAAUCUCACCGAACCCCGUACCGAUCAACAACUUACGUCGCAUCAAGAAUAAGUCAGUUAAACUAACCCUAGCUUUUAUGACCGUAUUUGUUAUUUGUUGGACUCCAAAGUUUGUACUGGAAGUGGUUAGAUUAGCGUUCGGUACUAGAGCAGCGAGUAGGAGAUCGACUAUAUAUGAAAUAGCAUUGUUCAUGAGCUACGUGAAUGAGACCAUGAACCCGGUGAUAUACGCGAUGUUCGACCCUUUCUUUCGUGAUAAGCUAGCACGUUUACUGGGUAAAAAGGAUAACAUGUCAGGAUUCACCACGGAUACGCUCUCUAUGCCAAAUUAAAGUUAUUGGAAAGAAGAACAACUUCACCAACAACCUUUCAGCUUCAGUCACUAAGAUAUCAUGAACACGAUCAUCGUGCCGCAUGAAAUCAUAAACAAUUCAUCCAUGAGCAACUCAGCAUUGUAUAGAUUUUCAGAAUCUGAAAGAGGAUUUUAUCCACUGUACUUAGUUUCGUAAGAGCAAAGGAUUUUAAAGUAAAGAAGAUCACGCUACCUAGAACAACGCAAAACAUACUAAACAAGGUGCGACUUAGCAUGAAGGUGUGGUCAAUAUGCGCCAAACAUUGACCAAACACUUGAAAACACAGGAAUAGCAGAAAUAUCACCAGAGGGUAAACUACAUACUAUGUACAUCAUGAGAGUAAAAUGUACAUUUGUAAAUGCGUGAAAUAUAGUGUACAAAAUUGCGAUAUUAAAAUGCAAUAGGAGCCCGUUAACAAGUCUUACUAUACAUACCCACAGGACACCCUACCUCGUGGAAGCAGCGGCCUUAGAACAUUGCUUCCUAUGACCGCCGAAGGUGCCAAACUAUUGGCAAAAACUAUUGGAUUUUUGUAUACAACAAUACGUUUUUAAAGUGUUCUUGCAGAAAGCAAGGCUCUUGUUGAAUAGAAAUCCUAAGAAGGCGUAUAUUUAUAUACACUGUAGAUAAGUAUUUAUAUCAUUUAUUCAUUAACGUUACACUGAUAAAAAUCACAUUUUAAAAAUGCUUUUCCCUAUCCUUCUAGCAGAGGUAGUUUGCCUUCUCUGCUUUCAUGGUAGCCAUUCAAUAAAAGUAUCCUCCAUCAAGUAGCAAACAUUAUUAAAUGAACUGCAGAGGUAUUCUCUCUCACCGGAGGAUCAUUGAAAGAACACUUUGUAAGUUGGCAGACAAAA